CACCCAUCUGCAAUUCACUCUCUAUCUCCUUGCUUCGCUUUCUCUAUAUUCACUCAGAGAGUUCGAAGAAGAAGAAAGAGAGAAAAUAAAAUGAAUUCGAAGAUCAUCUUAACUUUCUUCAUCGUGGCUAUAUUCGCCACUUCAUGCCUCGCUCAAGCUCCAGCCCCAACUCCCACCACCACCGCCACUCCUCCUCCGCCUCCCGCCGCAACUCCAUCACCGUCAACCACUCCACCACCUGCCGCCACCCCUGCCCCCACCGUGACUCCUCCAUCGUCCGCUCCUUCUCCUAAUUCUGAUGUCCCCGCCGCUUCUCCACCUGCUCCGGAAGGUCCCGGAGUUAGUCCCGGAGACCUUUCUCCGACUCCUUCCGACGCCGCUGCUCCUCCACCUAACGCCGCUUUCUCCAACAAAGCUUUCGCCGCCGGUACAGCUUUCGCCGCUAUUGUUUACGCCGUCGUUUUGGCUUAAGAAACUCAUUUAAAACAUCUUAAAACGUUCUGUUUUAGUUUCAUAUUUUUUUUAGUUUCGGUGUUUAUUUCGAGAAUUUGAUUGAUUUUCGUCAUUCGAUUGUUGAUUUUGAUUUGGGUAUUAUAUGAUUGAUCGGGGAUUGGUAAUUAUUUACGGCGGAGUUUAAAUGUUGACACGUGUAACUUGUCACGGUUUGUUG
This is a messenger RNA of Eutrema salsugineum, 670 nucleotides long. Its product is annotated as classical arabinogalactan protein 7. The record is from RefSeq and is a predicted model, not a curated record. The transcript has a single exon. NCBI's taxonomy places the organism in Eukaryota, Viridiplantae, Streptophyta, Magnoliopsida, Brassicales, Brassicaceae. Bases 91 to 471 code for a protein of 126 amino acids.